Misgurnus anguillicaudatus (oriental weatherfish) is the source of this 1163-nucleotide messenger RNA. Lineage: Eukaryota; Metazoa; Chordata; Actinopteri; Cypriniformes; Cobitidae. The record is from RefSeq and is a predicted model, not a curated record.
AUGUCUCAAACUUUAUAUUUCAGACUUCUUCUCAUCGCUCUCUGUUCAUUAUCUGAAUGCAUUCAGCACCGCUAUCAUUAUAUAAACAUGAUAAAGACCUGGACUGAAGCUCAGAAAUACUGCAGAGAAAACUACACAGAUCUGGCCACAAUCAACAACAUGAAUGACAUGAAACAACUGAUGAAGAGUGGUGUCUGGAUUGGACUGAUGAAUACAAGUGUUUAUAACUGGAAGUGGUCUCUGGGUGAUCCUGUGAAAUAUACAAACUGGUCUAAUGGAGACUCAAAUGGUUCAGAUCAUUGUGUUUAUAUGAGAGAUGGAUCAUGGUAUCAUACGGACUGUAAUAUGAAGAUGAGAUUCAUCUGCUACAAUGAUAAUCUGAUAUUGAUCCAGAAGAAUCUGAGCUGGUCUGAAGCUCUGAGAUACUGCAGAGAGAAUCAUGUGGAUCUGGUUUCAGUUGAUUCAGAGGAGAUUCAGUUCAUGGUGACUAAAGUGAUUCAUCAGUCCUCUACUGACGCUGUGUGGAUGGGGUUACACUAUUACUGCCAAAUGAACCUCUGGAUCUGGAUACGAGGAGAGGUCGUGUGCUAUCAGAAUUGGGCUCCAGGGAAUGAAACAGCAGUGGAUGACUGUGACCGUGAAGUGAAAUCUGGAGCAGUUCAGUCUGGAGAUCAUCUCUGGAUCAGUCUUCCUCAAUCUCACAAACUCAACUUCAUCUGCAGCAGAUAUGAAGAAUAAAAUCAUUGGUGUCUAUCACUUCCUUUUUUUCUGGUAAUCUUUAAUCUGUAAUAUGUUUAUAAAUGGACCCUACCGCUAAAUACAACAUUAUGCCUUAGUUCAUAAUCAUUUUUAAAAAUAUAUUUUCUAUGUUAAUCUUCUGACAUAUAUUUUCUUGUGUUUUUUUAAUAACUGUUGAAUUAUAUGAAAUAAAUGUGUUUAUAUUUUGGGAGUGGGUUAAAGUUCAUGAUAUUUACUCAUCAGAUGUCACUUCUGUUCUGUUUCAUGUGUGAUUAAUAAAGAUUAUGAGCUCAUAUCAGAGUUUAAUGAGAUUUAUUUCUGGAUCUUAAGUGAAUCAUAUGAGUUUAGAUUCCUUUGAUUCUUCUCUUUAAAAUCGUUCAGUUCACUCUGAUUCUUUAAUUUCUGACACAGUGAUAGAUGUUUGU